AUGGCACCCCGGGGCAGUGUGGGACAGGCCGGACGCCCAGGAGCGCCGGGACACCGGGGACAAGCUGGCUUGCCAGGCCAGCCGGGAAGCAAAGGUGGCCCGGGAGACAAGGGUGAAGUGGGUGCCCGUGGCCAGCCUGGUGUCACCGGUGCCCCAGGGCAGCUUGGGGAGCCCGGCCCUCGGGGCGAGCAGGGCCCAGAGGGUGUCCCUGGGCUGAAGGGCGACCGGGGCGAGCGUGGCCUCGUGGGGCCCCCGGGGGAGCAGGGCAGAGUGGGGCCGAAGGGCGAGCAGGGCCAUCCAGGGAUCCCAGGACCCCAAGGCUUGCCGGGAGUCAAAGGAGACAAGGGCUCCCCAGGGAAAACUGGCCCCAAAGGCAGCGUUGGAGACCCCGGUGUCCACGGCCUCGCGGGGCUGAAGGGAGAGAAGGGUGAAUCCGGAGAGCCGGGACCAAAGGGACAGCAAGGCAUCCAGGGUGACCUGGGCUUCCCUGGCCCCUCGGGGGACGCAGGAGCACCGGGGGUGAGGGGCUACCCAGGCCCCCCCGGCCCACGGGGGCUGGUGGGGGAGCGUGGAGUGCCAGGGAUGCCCGGCCAGAGGGGCCUGGCGGGCCGGGACGCCGGGGACCAGCACAUCGUUGACGUGGUGCUGAAGAUGCUGCAAGAGCAGCUGGCAGAGGUCGCCGUCAGUGCCAAGAGAGCUGCCCUGGGGGGAGUCGGUGCCAUGGGACCCCCUGGGCCCCCUGGUCCCCCAGGGCCUCCCGGUGAGCAGGGCCCACACGGCCCCAUGGGACCCCGAGGUGUCCCUGGGAUCCUGGGAGCCCCCGGGCAGAUCGGGAACGUGGGACCUAAAGGGAAGCGAGGAGAGAAGGGUGAGCGGGGGGAAGUUGGCCGCGGCCACCCGGGAAUGCCGGGUCCUCCAGGGAUCCCAGGUCUCCCCGGCAUUCCCGGCCAUGCUCUGGAUGGCAAAGCGGGCGAGCGGGGCCUGCCGGGCGCCCCGGGAGAGGCUGGAAAACCGGGAUUACCCGGUCCCACGGGAUUGCCCGGGUUCUGUGAGCCAGCUGCCUGCCUGGGAGCCUCUGCCUAUGCCGCUGCCCGCCUGGCAGAGCCGGGCACCGUCAAGGGCCCCCUGUACUGAGGGGCAGCACCAGCCCAGAGACCACGACACUGCAAACCCCCAGGGAGACACCUCCAGCCCUCCCAGGAGCAGCCAGAGUGGGAAGCACAUCCCUGGGAAUUCAAUCUGGGGUGGGAAGAACCUCAAUCCCAUGAUUUGGAGGAUAAAGAGCUGCCUCAAGUGCCACCCUUGGGGUUCGUUCCCUGUGCCCUGUCCCCAAAGAAAUAAAUUGUCUUUUCUACAAACCCUCUUGCUCUGUUAUGUCCUGCUUGGUGCUGAAUGGGCUCAUU
Molecule: messenger RNA, 1403 nt
Organism: Neopelma chrysocephalum (saffron-crested tyrant-manakin)
Lineage: Eukaryota; Metazoa; Chordata; Aves; Passeriformes; Pipridae
Gene: COL9A2
Product: collagen type IX alpha 2 chain
Exons: 15
Coding region: 1-1134 (377 amino acids)
Source: RefSeq, a predicted model, not a curated record